Molecule: messenger RNA, 948 nt
Organism: Copidosoma floridanum
Lineage: Eukaryota; Metazoa; Arthropoda; Insecta; Hymenoptera; Encyrtidae
Gene: RpL7A
Product: ribosomal protein L7A
Biological process (GO): ribosome biogenesis
Cellular component (GO): ribonucleoprotein complex
Molecular function (GO): RNA binding
Source: RefSeq, a predicted model, not a curated record
UCGGACAGAAAAGCCAGGCCGGAGAGGAGCAACGUGCUUGACGGAGCUCUUUUCCCUCUCUGCUGUUGGGGCACGCUGCAAACAAGCUAAAAAAUGGUCCAAAAGAAGCCCAAGAAGAAGGUCGGAAAGAAGGUAGCUGCAGCCCCUCUGGCUGUUAAGAAAGCUGAACCCAAAAAGGUUACUAAUCCUCUGUUUGAGAAACGCAGUCGCAACUUUGCCAUUGGUCAGGACAUCCAGCCUGAAAGAGAUCUUAGCCGCUUUGUCAAAUGGCCCAAGUACAUCCGCAUCCAGAGACAAAAGACCGUUCUUUCCAAAAGAUUAAAGGUCCCUCCACCAAUUAACCAGUUCACACAAACUCUGGAUAAACAAACAGCAACACAGCUGUUUAAAAUUUUGGAAAAGUACAGGCCCGAAAGUGCAGCUGCCAAAAAAAUUAGGCUAAAGGCCAGGGCAGAGGAAAAAGUUGAGAAGAAGUCGGACACUCCAACCAAGAGGCCUAACACCUUGAGGAGUGGAGCUAACGCUGUUACAACUUUGGUUGAACAGAAAAAAGCUCAAUUAGUUGUCAUUGCUCACGAUGUCGAUCCAUUGGAGAUCGUUCUAUUCCUGCCCGCUCUUUGCCGUAAGAUGGGUAUACCAUACUGCAUUAUCAAGGGCAAGGCACGUCUUGGUCGUCUUGUCAGAAGGAAAACCUGCACAACUGUUGCUUUGACCCAGGUUGAUUCUGGUGACAGAGCUAAUUUCAGUAAAGUCGUUGAGGCCAUCAAGACCAACUUCAACGAUCGUUAUGAUGAGAUCAGACGUCACUGGGGAGGUGGUCUCCUUGGUAGCAAAUCUGCUGCUAGGAUAGCUAAGUUGGAGAAAGCUAAGGCGAAAGAACAAGCACAGAAACAAGGUUAAUAUUAAGUUGUCUGUGAACUUUAUAUAAAAAUCUAUAAUAAAUUAAUU